AGAAGGAAAUCUGUUCCUCUUAAAACAUCCACAACAACAAAAACAACAACAAAGCCUUCAGCUGUACAAUGUCAAGACAAGACAUCUCUAUCAGAUGUAGUCAGUAAGAAAAAGAAAUCAUUGCAGCUAACUUGUAUUACAGAUGGAAGUGUAUCUGCUGGUCCAUCAAAGGAUUCUAAAAAAGUUAAGGAAUCAGCAAUUUUGAAAGGGAGUGAAGUGUGUAACAAAGAACGACCUAGUACUGCACUGGAUGAAUUUUUGAAGUCUGCAUCGAAAUCAUUUCAGGAAAUUGAAUGUUCUACCAAAAUGUCUGUGAUUGGUAAAGACACGCCAGUGCUAGAAGUGCCCUAUGUUAUACCAAAAAAGAAAAAGCCAACUGAUGGCAGUGCUAAGACUUUAAAAAGAAAGAUUUCUGUGAAGGAGGAUUCUGUGGAAACUUCACCUGUUGCGAAGAAAAAAGUGAUAUCUGAGGCUGAAAUAAAUUUCUUUGGAUCUAAAAAAGAGCAAAAAGGUAGCAAAGCAGAAAGACCAAAGAAAAUUAAAGAAAUGUUAUAUCCAGUUAAAACUGGUAGAGCCGCAAAGGUGGAGACCGGAAGUUUGGAUAAGCGGAAAGACUUAAAACGAAAGUUUUCUAAAGGUGUUACAAUAUUGAUAAGCGAUGACAGUGAUGCUUUGAGUACAGCAAAUGCUGAUUCAAGUUCUGAGGAAGACAGUCAUCUUAAACAGAUUUGGGAUGAGUAUGAUCCAGAACCCGACUUUGAAUUGGUUGAAGAGUCACCAGUAAAAAGCCAAACG
Molecule: messenger RNA, 795 nt
Organism: Porites lobata
Lineage: Eukaryota; Metazoa; Cnidaria; Anthozoa; Scleractinia; Poritidae
Source: the annotation of a GenBank genome assembly